AUGGUGUGGCGUGACGUCCGAAUAAUCAAGCGACUGGGGCUUCGCGCUCCUCUAUUUCAAUCCCCCAUGGCCGGAGCGCAAACCAGCGAACUUGCCAUCGCUGUAGCCCGUGGAGGGGGUCUGGGUGCAAUCCCCUGCGCGCUCUUGUCUCCUGAUGCAGUCCGCGAGCAUGUGCAGCUUUUCCGAGCUGCUACGAAGAGCUUUUCAGCUCCAAUUAACCUCAAUUUCUUCUGCCACACACUUCCUCCGGCCAACCCGAAGGCGGACAAGCAAUGGCAAGACAUCCUUACACCAUACUACCGAGAAUACGGAGUAGAUUUGACUCACCUAACAGCUAAAGGAGCAUUGCGUAUGCCUUUCGAUGAGGUGAGUCUUGACCUGGUUCGAGAGCUCAAGCCGGAAGUCGUCAGCUUCCACUUCGGAUUGCCAUCUCCCCACAUGCUUCAGGGUGUCAAAGAUACCGGUACACUCGUCAUCUCGUCAGCCACUACUGUACGCGAGGCACUCUGGCUAGAAGAGCGAGGGUGUGACGCUGUCAUCGCGCAGGGUCUCGAAGCAGGCGGCCAUCGCGGUGUCUUCUUGUCGAGAGAAGAUAGUAAACCAGUUAAAGAUCCCGGUGAUUGCAGCGGGAGGAGUCGGCGAUGCUCGUGGCGUCUUGGCUGCUAG
Molecule: messenger RNA, 666 nt
Organism: Phytophthora infestans T30-4
Lineage: Eukaryota; Oomycota; Peronosporomycetes; Peronosporales; Peronosporaceae
Product: 2-nitropropane dioxygenase, putative
Exons: 2
Coding region: 1-666 (221 amino acids)
Molecular function (GO): nitronate monooxygenase activity
Source: RefSeq, a predicted model, not a curated record